Molecule: messenger RNA, 1251 nt
Organism: Eimeria mitis
Lineage: Eukaryota; Apicomplexa; Conoidasida; Eucoccidiorida; Eimeriidae
Exons: 7
Coding region: 1-1251 (416 amino acids)
Biological process (GO): heme biosynthetic process
Cellular component (GO): cytosol
Molecular function (GO): zinc ion binding; porphobilinogen synthase activity
Source: RefSeq, a predicted model, not a curated record
AUGCUGCUGAUGUUGUGGGUGUUGGAAUCCACUGCCUUCACAAACAGUACAGAAGUCUCAACCUUCGCAGUGCGGUCUUCUGCAUCGUCUCGAUCUAUAUCACUCCGGAGCGACCUACACGUUCUUCUGAUUUGUGUAGAGGCAAGAAUAACACGCAUAGACGAGAAAAACAAACAGGGAACGACAGGGUCCAGCAGGAUGGAACAGUCGAAGGACACAACAGGCCAACAUCCCCUGCGUCUCCACCCCGUCGACUUCGUGUGGCUUCAUCAGGCUCUCAAGUCCAGCAGGAUGGAACAGUCGAAGGACACAACAGGCCAACAUCCCCUGCGUCUCCACCCCGUCGACUUCGUGUGGCUUCAUCAGGCUCUCAAGUGUGAGGUCUCCGAUGAUGUGCGCUGCUGCUCUGCUGUGCAGCAGCCCACGCGGAGAGCGCCUGCCGCCGCAGUUGGCGCGUCAGACCGCAUAGGACGGGCGCUGGCCUCCAUGCGGAAGGCUUUCAACGAGGGGUCCGCGGCUGCUGGCCGAGGAAGCGUGCGAGGCGGCGCCGCCGGAGGUGACCUCAGGGGCAAGAGGCUUUCUGAGCCCAAGCAGCGGGCUUUGAGAGUUGGGAGCGAUAUGCUGGAGGGGUUGGAUGGGGAGGAAGACGAAGAUGAUGAUGACGAUGAUGAGGGUGAUGAGGAGCUGGAGGCGGACUUAGAUGAUGAUGAAGAAGAUGAUGAUGAUGCGGAGGACGAUGCGGGAUAUGCAGAUGAAGACUAUGACCCUAUUGCACCCAGGGGGCCUCUUGAAAACAACAACUAUGGGGAGGAAAGGAGUGAGCCGAUAGCGUCGCUGCCGGGGCACCGCCGGCUGAGUCCCGCAGACGUGUUAAAAGAAGUGGAGGAGGCCCGCCGUUAUGGUGUGAACGCCUUUAUGCUGUUCCCCAAGGUGGACGAUGACCUCAAGAGCCCCCUGGCGUGGGUGGGUGGCAGGCUUCUGGCUGACCAGUUGAUACCGUCAAGUGUGGCAUCUGGGGGUGUUUGCUUGGCAGGUGAGGAGAGCAGCAAUCCCGAUGGGCUAAUGCCUCGUAUCAUCAUGGCAAUCAAGGAUGCCUUCCCAGAUGUUCUGGUGCUCGCUGACGUUGCUCUCGACCCCUAUAGCACUUCAGGCCAUGACGGCGUUGUCGACGAGGAAACAGGAGUUGUACUUAAUGACAUGACAGUCUACCAAAUUUGCAAACAAGUUAGUCCCCCUGCGGUUGCUCUUUAG